Molecule: messenger RNA, 573 nt
Organism: Closterium sp. Naga37s-1
Lineage: Eukaryota; Viridiplantae; Streptophyta; Zygnematophyceae; Desmidiales; Closteriaceae
Source: the annotation of a GenBank genome assembly
AUGCUCCUGACGAACCUGAACAUCCAUCGGCUGCUCGUCACCAGCGUCAUGGUCGCCACCAAGUUCUUUGAUGACGCAUAUUUCAACAACGCGUAUUACGCCAAGGUCGGCGGCGUCACGACGGGCGAAAUGAACCGGCUGGAGCUGGAGUUUCUCUUUCGCAUCGACUUUCGCCUUAACAUCACGUCGGACGAUUUCGCGAGCUACUGCAAGCUUCUGGAAGGCGAGCUAUGGCGGAUGCAGUACCCUAUGGACGAUUUUCUCCCGUCGCUCCCCGCGUUCGAAGCAGCCGAGUCAGAUUCCGAGGAAUCUGCAACAUCUGACGUCAUAGAUCCGGCGGCUGAGCUUCUAGGGUCGGAAGGUUCGGCGUCCGAACCUGCAGAUUCGGACUCGGAAGGAUCUGUGUCUGAUGUUGCCGAGGCUUCGGAUUCUGACCUCACAGCGUCGUCCGACGUGGCGGAUAAGAAUGUCUGUUGUAAGCGGCAAAAGCAUUGCGUGGAUGGAGAGUCGCCGGAGGAGCAUUCAGAUGUGCAAACGGCGCAUAGAACUCGGUGCUGUACGGUUUUGGAGUGA